Messenger RNA from Nannochloropsis gaditana CCMP526, 304 nucleotides. RefSeq names its product gag-pol polyprotein. The transcript has a single exon. The record is from RefSeq and is a predicted model, not a curated record. The annotation marks the transcript as partial.
GAUAAAGAUAACAGACGUUCGACGUCUGGUUAUACUUUUACGUUGAGUCAUGGAGAUGAUAUCAACACGAUUGAUUGGAAAGCCAAGCAACAAGAUGUGGUGGCUCUAUCGUCGGCUGAAUCGGAGUUGAUAUCUGCUUGUUCAGCGACACAAAAUGCAGUUUAUACUCGUCAAUUACUUAUGGAUCUUGGAUUCAAGCAAGAUGAAGCUACCGUGAUUAUGGAGGAUAAUCAAGCUUGCAUUGCGAUGGGGAAUAAUCCGAUUACGCAUAAGAGGACGAAGCACAUUGAUGUUCGAUAUCACU